Messenger RNA from Amaranthus tricolor (Joseph's coat), 2370 nucleotides. Its product is annotated as SUN domain-containing protein 5. Gene Ontology annotation, cellular component: membrane; cytoplasm. The coding region runs from base 293 to 2176 and encodes 627 amino acids. The transcript is spliced from 4 exons. Gene Ontology annotation, biological process: protein folding in endoplasmic reticulum. NCBI's taxonomy places the organism in Eukaryota, Viridiplantae, Streptophyta, Magnoliopsida, Caryophyllales, Amaranthaceae. The record is from RefSeq and is a predicted model, not a curated record.
UUCCGAGGAUGUUGGAGAAAUCUAAGAAUGUAAAACGCAACUCCACAAGUCUACAACAGAUCCAAAACGACAAAUCAUGUCUUCAAUACCCAAAAAAAAAAUAUUACAAAAAAUACAAAAUCUUGAAUUUACUUGUCCUUUUUCAACUUAAAUUCAUCCCUUUUUAGGCUUUAACUCUCCUCCUCUCUAUUUCUUCUCUUAGUUUUUGCCCUUUAACAAUUGACUACUAUUUGAAAUAGCUAGAAUUCUAUCUUAAAUCACAAAUUUUAUCCUAGUAUGCGACGGAUGAAGUAUGAAGAAAGCUAAAAAUGGUGGUGGGUAUAAUGUAAAAAGACCUGGUAUUCAUUCAAGUCAUAGAAAUGGUCAAGUGUUUGGAUGUUACAACAACAAAAAGAAAAAGAAUAAUGAGAAUAACAAGGUUGAUAAUGGAGAUAAAAGGAGUAACAAUAACAACAAUAACAAUAAUAGCUUUUAUGAACUUUGUCUUUCAUUAAGCUGGUGCUUCGUCAUCUCGUUCUAUUUUGAGGUCUGUCUCAGAAAUGGAAAUGGAGAAACUCAUCACUACCCUAAUUAUAGAAGCUUGUUAUCCGAUGGUAAGCUUGUAGGCAACGGAAAUCCAAAUGUUCGCAACAUUACUCUUGAUAAAUUCUCAUACGACUUGUCGAAGGAUAAUAAAUCAAUAAACAUCAACAUUUCUACCGUUCAAAGACUAGGUUCGUUAAAUGCUAGUUACUCGGUUUGUAGGCAUAAAGGCUUAGAUGAAUUGGUCUUUCACAUAUUAAAACUAGGAUACACUCGGUUAGUGUGCGAAAUGUCUUGUCGAAUAGAUCAAAGAAUCAGCAAACUAGAGGACUAUCAACACGGAAGGGAUAUGGAUUCCGCCUAUUUGAAACUCGAUGUAACGCAAAAUACAUCUAUACCCGGAAAAGGUCUAGUCUCCUCUGAUGAACGAGCUAAUGUUUUUCAUCGGAUGGAACCGGAUGGAACUCCUUACAAUUAUGCUUCGGCUGCUAAAGGUGCUAAAGUCGUGGCUCAUAAUAAGGUAGCAAAAGGGGCAAGCAACAUUUUAGGGAAGGAUCACGACAAGUAUCUUAUAAACCCGUGUUCUGUGUCAGAUAAGUUUGUGGUAGUUGAGCUUGCGGAAGAGACUUUGGUAGAUUCCGUCAAGAUUGCGAAUUUUGAGCACUACUCCUCGAAUUUCAAGGAGUUCGAAUUGUGGGGAAGCUUGGCUUACCCGACUGAUGCAUGGUCUUUUAUGGGAAAAUUUGUUGCUGCUAAUGUUAAGCAAGCACAGACCUUUGUUCUGCCUGAACCCAAAUGGGUUACUUACUUGAACCUGAGUUUGAUCAGUCAUUAUGGCUCAGAACAUUUCUGCACGUUGAGUGUCUUGGAAGUUUACGGUGUGGAUGCUAUUGAACGGAUGCUUGAAGAUCUAAUGGUUUCAUCUGGCAGAUCUGUUCACAGCGAGCAAGUAUCGAAGACUAAUUCUACCGGAGCACAAUCUGCCAGGCCUCAGAAUGUUACAGCUAAUGGGAAUAACGGUAGUGAAGCUGAGAAUGGAAGUAGCGAAGAGCAAAAGGCUAAUACAGAUGCGAGUAAGAGUCCGGGCACAACUAAGAUUCCUGAUCCGGUGGUGGGGAAGUCGAAUAGCAGAAUUCCCGGAGACACUGUACUAAAGAUUUUGAUGCAGAAGGUGAGGUCGGUGGAAGUGAACUUGUCGGUUUUGGAAGAGUAUCUCAAGGAGUUAGACCAGAAACAACGCGAUAAUGUCCCUGAAAUCUACAAAGAGAUAUCGAAAGUUACUUCUUUGAUAGACGAUGAAAGAAAUGCAAUCAAAGAACUAAUUGAGUGGAAGGAAGAAACGGACAAGCAAAGGGAAGACACCGAGAUAUGGAAGGCGGUCUUCUCCUCGCAAGUUGAAGAGCUGGUUGACGAAAAUAAGAUCCUCAGAUCUCUUAUCGAAAACAUAGAGAAGGAUCAGGCAAGUCUACAGAACAAGGAGCUAGCUGUUUUAUUAGUGAGCUUGUGCUUCUUGUGUAUAGCAUUCCUCAAGCUCGUCUCCAAACGGAUUUUGCUCUCAUUUGGAGCUUCUCGAGGCAGCAAUGUCUCCACAAAUAGAGGCUGGUUGUUGAUACUCCUUAGCAGUGGCAUCACGAUGCUAAUAACAUUGAUUUAGUCGAACAUUGCGCCAUUUUUCGCCUUCACUGAAGAAUGUCAAGGCGGCAAGUUAGUCAGUGCCAUAAAGCCCAUACUGCUUCCUGCCCCUUAUGUUGGGGCAGAGAUGUAUUAGGUAGAAUAGCAUUAUGCUUUGUAAAAGCAAUUUUAAUGGAUUACUUUCAGCUUUUUGAAUAAAUGAUCCUUUUUUUUAAA